This is a messenger RNA of Camponotus floridanus (Florida carpenter ant), 3493 nucleotides long. RefSeq names its product presequence protease, mitochondrial. The coding region runs from base 100 to 3201 and encodes 1033 amino acids. Lineage: Eukaryota; Metazoa; Arthropoda; Insecta; Hymenoptera; Formicidae. The record is from RefSeq and is a predicted model, not a curated record. Gene Ontology annotation, biological process: protein processing. Gene Ontology annotation, molecular function: metal ion binding. The transcript is spliced from 2 exons. Gene Ontology annotation, cellular component: mitochondrial matrix.
UCCGUCAGUGAAAUUGUGUUUGGUUGCAAUCAAAAGUUUUACAUAUAAUUUAAAUUUACUUGGAAUUAUUCAAGAGAAAUUGAUACAAUUCUUCCAAAAAUGUUGAGGCUAUUAAACUUAUCAAGAAACUCCUCCUUAAGAAGUACAGCUUUGCAACAACAUCUUGCUUAUCCUGUUCUUCAUUUUUCAACGAAUGUCAAAUCAAAUCCUCUAUAUUCGAAAAAAGGGUUGAUACAGGAUAAAUUUAAAAAGGGCGAAGUUGUUCAUGGAUUUAUUGUAGAUGAAGUAUCGAAGAUAGAUGAGCUAUUUCUCACUGCUGUGAGAUUGACACAUCUGAGCACGGGUGCGCAGUAUUUGCAUUUGGAUAGGGACGAUACCAAUAAUGUAUUCUCCAUCGGAUUUCGUACAACUCCUAUGGAUUCCACCGGUUUACCUCACAUAUUGGAACACACUACUCUAUGCGGUAGCGAGCGGUAUCCCUGCAGAGAUCCAUUUUUCAAGAUGCUGAGAAGAUCUCUGGCCACAUUCAUGAAUGCCAUGACUGGGCCAGACUAUACCAUAUAUCCAUUCUCGACACAAAACCUGAAAGAUUAUCGCAAUCUACAAUCAGUCUACUUGGAUUCUGUCUUCAAGCCAAAUUUGCGAGAAUUAGAUUUCCGACAGGAAGGUUGGAGACUGGAGCACGCGGACGUCGAUGACAAAAAUUCUCCUAUCAUAUUCAAAGGUGUAGUCUUUAACGAAAUGAAAGGUGUUUUCAAUGACAAUCAAGCCAUUCUUGCGGAACGUCUGCUGAACUCUAUUUUACCGAGUCAUACGUACUCGGUAAUUUCCGGUGGUGAUCCUCUCGUCAUACCUAAUCUGCAGUACAUCGAUCUUCUUAAUUUCCAUAUGAAGUACUAUCAUCCCUCUAAUGCACGUUUCUAUUCAUAUGGAAAUUUCCCGUUGGAAGAUCAUUUAAAGUUCAUCAACGAUCGAUAUCUCUUCCUAUCUGAUCGGAUAGACGCUUCCAUGUCGGAAGUGCCAUCGGAGAAACGAUGGAACGAAGCUAAAAAGGAGCAUAUAGUGUGCAGACCUGAUCCACUGCUCGCAGAUCCUAGCAGACACGGAUCUAUUGCCAUAUCGCAUUUGUGUAAUGAUAUAACUGACAUACAGACGACCUUCGAAAUGUAUGUGCUGUCACAACUGUUACUCAAAGGCCCGAAUUCGGCGUUUUACAAAUCUCUAGUUGAAUCGAAUAUAAGCACCGGCUUCGGCCCAGUCACGGGUUUCGAUUCGCAGUGCAAAGACACGAUGUUCGUUGUAAGUUUGCAGGGUGUAAAGCCCGAAGAUUUCGAGAAGAUUCAGAGUAUUUUCGAUAACACUGUAGAAAAAGUCAUCGACGAGGGAUUCGAGAAGGAUCACAUUGAAGCUAUUCUUCAUGGUAUUGAACUUCAGAUCAAACAUCAAACAUCGAAUUUCGGGCUAAAUCUGCUCUUCAAUCUGACAUCCUUGUGGAAUCACAACGGCGACUUGAUACAGUUAUUAAGAAUUAACAACGCGGUCAAGAAACUCACAUCGCGAAUGAAAGAAGAUCCCAAGUAUCUGCAAAGCUUGGUCAAAACUUAUCUCGGAGACAAUAAUCACAGAUUGACGUUGACUAUGUCGCCCGACGAGAAUUAUGAGCAAAAUAAAGCUCUUGCUGAGCAAGAGUUGCUGAAAAGGAAGCUGGAGGAGCUUUCUGCAGAGGAGAAAGAACUAAUAUACGUCAACGGGAAAAUCUUGCUUGCCGAACAACAAAAGAAAGAGAAUGUCGGAGUCUUACCGACACUGAAGAUGGAAGAUUUAAGAGCCGACGUGGAGCGAUACAAUACGUCCAAUCUAGAGAUAUCCGGAGUGCCUCUUCAACUGUCCAUCCAACCGACAAACGGCAUCUCCUAUUAUCGAGGAAUACUUAACACACAGGCAUUACCGAUUGAAUUGAAACAACUGAUACCGCUUUUCAAUUACAUUAUCACCAACAUGGGCACACGGAACUACGAUUAUAGAAGCUUCGAUCAGAUGAUGCAGUUGAAGACCGGCGGUCUGAGUUUUGGGAAUCACAUUGCUGAAGAUAAGGAAAGCGAAUUGAAGUACGAGGAAGGGAUUCUCAUAGAAUCAUAUUGCCUGGAUCGCAAUUUGAACUAUAUGUGGGAAUUAUGGACGGAAUUAUUCAACAAUGUUAAACUGACCGAUCCUCAGCGAUUCGAGACACUUGUAAAGAUGAAUGCGGCUGACUUGAUCAACGGCAUCUCGCACGCCGGUCACAUGUACGCGAUGAGUAGCGCCGCUAGUCUGGUCUCUCCGACAGCCCGGGCCAAAGAGAAUCUUUCAGGAUUGCAAUAUGUGGGGAGGAUGAAGAGGAUAGCUCAGAUACGUGAUCUAUCCUCUCUGAUACACAACAUGCAGGAGAUAGCCGAGCACGUCUUGAACAAGAAACACUUGCGGUCGGCCAUUAAUUUGUCCGAGGAACACAAGGACAAUGCUCUCGACGGUAUUCGCGUGUUCUACGAGUCAUUGAAGGGCCCUCCGAAGAAUCCGUACAUCAUCACCAACGAUCAAAGCAAUGAAACGAGUGAAAGCGGUAAUCACUAUGUGCUACCUUACACGGUCAAUUAUUGCUCCAAGGCUAUUCUAACAGUACCUUAUACGAAUCCGGACUAUGCUCCCUUACGUGUGCUUUCCAAGUUGAUCACCUCGAUAUACCUGCAUCCGGAAAUUCGAGAGAAGGGCGGAGCUUAUGGUGGAGGCGCGAGAUUAACAUCAGAGGGAAUCUUCUCCUUUUAUUCUUACAGAGAUCCGAAUUCCACUCGUACCUUUGAUCUGUUUGACAAGACGUACGAUUUUUUAACGGAGUACUCGUUACCCCAAAGUGACAUAGAUGAGGCAAAGUUGGGAGUUUUCCAGCAAAUAGACGGUCCUAUUCCUCCCAGCAAUCGUGGCAUGACUAAAUUCACCCAUGGCAUCACAGAUGAUGAUCUUCAAAGGCAGAGGGAACAAUUAAAGGCUGUGACUAAGGAACAGCUCUUGCAUGUGGCUGAAAAGUACCUGAAACCUGGUCGAAACAGCGUCAAAAUUGGUCGUUCACUUAUCGGACCUGCGAAUGCCGAUAUUUCGAAUAGACGCAUGGAAAAUUGGAUAGUAUUAAAUCAGGAAGAAGCAGAUCAAGCACGAGCCACUGAAUAAACGUCAAGAUAUUAUCUUUGUUAUUUUUAUAAUAAAACAUGUUUUGCUUAUGUUAAACUGCAAACACAUACAAAUGUUUAAGCAUUUCCUGGUCAUGUUUCAUAGUAUACGUUUGACGUUAAGUAUUAGAAUCUAAAGAAUAACAACAUUAAUGCAAUUAACAUUUGUUAAAUAAUUAUUGUAAUUUAUGCUAUAUUUUGUAUAUUAAAAACGUCCUGUAGUAAAAAGAUAAAAAAAAAUAAUGCGUUUUACUCAUUUAAUUCUCAAUUUUCAUAAUCUUUUUGUGUUUAUC